Armigeres subalbatus is the source of this 5676-nucleotide messenger RNA. Its product is annotated as leucine-rich repeat neuronal protein 2-like. Gene Ontology annotation, cellular component: plasma membrane. Gene Ontology annotation, molecular function: protein binding. The record is from RefSeq and is a predicted model, not a curated record. Lineage: Eukaryota; Metazoa; Arthropoda; Insecta; Diptera; Culicidae. The coding region runs from base 2545 to 4608 and encodes 687 amino acids. The transcript is spliced from 7 exons.
UCGGGCAAAGCGCGCGCGUUCUCUGGUCUGGGGGAGUGAAUGUCUCUGCGCUUGGUCGCGUAAGGAUUGCGAAAAAAUCACGUAUUCAGACCGUCGUGUUGACAGACGGAAGGAUACGUAAAUUUUGCUCCGCGUAGAAAUCGAUACACUUGGGGAGCUGGGUGUGGAAAAUUUUCUUAGCCUGUGUCUUUGUUGGAGAGUCUACGGGCGAACAGAGAUGAAAAUUUUUGAUGCGAAUGAAUACGCGAAUGUUCGUCGAUGCUGCUACUUGAAGCAACGGAAGAACGUGAUGAAGUGACCGAAUAGCUACAGAGUUGCAGCUGAGGAAGGCAGUGAUUUGUUGAUAGUGAUUCUGGUAAACAUGCACGUGGAAUGUGAGCCGUGAACGUGUUCGGUUUCCGUGCCAGACUUGCUUGUUAGCAUCGUUGAAGAGUAUUCCAUUCGCGGGCGAGGAGGGAAGGUGGCUUUUAAGUGAUCACCGGCAGUGAAUAACAAACAGUGCAGAACGGUGAAAAUGAGGUCCGUCAAGUGAAUUAUGUGAAUGGGCAGUUGAUCGUUUGCCGGGGAAUCGAAUGUUAUUCUAGAAGCGGGUGCAUGUGAAACGAGUGACCAACCUCAGAGUGCACAUAAAAAGCUAAUCGCUUAGUGGAAAUUGAAUUUUAUUACCGGACCCCAUCCUGUAGUGAAUGUGUGCCAACAGCGGAAGAAGCGAAGAGAACCCACAAAACAUGUCGCAUUGUUGUUGGGCGAAGAAUAAAUGCUGCGUGGGCAGAAGAGGUGUCGGAGUAUGAAUGAAAUCUAUUCAGAAGAAGAGGGCACAGUGCCAGUGAGUGGCGUAAUAGGCAUUUUCGGGCUAUUGUUAUGCUAAUACGAUGUUUAACAAAUUUCACGCGCUGCAAUAAAGUUUUAGUGGCCGCUCGGAUUUGUCGGGCCCAGUGGGAAGAAAGUUUGAAUCGAAUCGAUUGUUCAUCUCCGCUCAAGUGUUUUUUUUUUCUGAACAGAAAACACGAACAAAGGCAGAAAUGAUGAACGGAAAUUGAAGAUGCAGAACUAGACAGAGUGGGGCAGUACCGGCAAAUGUAAAAACCUCAACUAACCGGCUCGGAAGAAGCCGUUGACGACGACGACGACGACUACGAUAACUAAAGGCCGUGCGACUCGAACGUACCUACAACAAAAGUGUAAAACUAGGAGGCCUGCUGCAGUCAGUCGAUGGAACACAGUGAGUGAUUGGAUAAUUGGCGUCAGUGAAAUUAAUUGAGGUGUAUUCAAGUCGGAGCUUAUUCCGUGGGUGGAAUGGGGCAAUACUCGUUCUAGACCGUGAAAUAACGAUGAAUGCUGAGUUGUGGAAACUUUCCAGUCCAGUGUCGCGUGGUUGGAAGCAAUUCAUUUGAAACAAUAAAGAACUGUGUCAUGAUAGGAUGUUAUUUCACUAAAGUGACGAUUGCUGGCUGAAGAAGAAUACUUAGUUUAUUGAAGAAAACCCCGACCGAACGGGAUCCACAUUCAAAUUCUGAAGCCGACCCCCAUGGCCACUGGUAACAUUUUUUCCCGGCUCACGGAGGGUGCCCAUCGCUCCCACAACGGAAAGUAAAUUUCGAAGAAUAAUGAGUACGCAAUGUUGGCAACGUGCGGACCAAGAGGGUUCUCCCGUUUCGCCAAGGAGUCCGAAAUAAAUAAAUUAUCCUCCGGGUUUUGAGCAGUCGACAAAAAUCAACCUCAUUUAGGUUGGAGCACCCGAACCACCGAGUUUCCAACACGGGAACAGAGGAAACCGACCAGAAGCUACGGGAAAGGGGGACGCGUCCCAACGGAAGAUAACGAGGUGGAAGUGAGCCACAUCCCUUUUAUCGCCAGGGAACGAUAGGGACAUGCAACAGCACCCCCAACGGAAUACCGGCCGGUCAUUUACCCAAUCUUCAAAUCUAGCUCCGAAGGGGGCGGCGGCCAUAUGCUGGCGAAGAAACAAAUUUAUAAAGAACCCACCGAAGGACGUCUCUGGUUCAGUCGCUUUCGCUUCCCCGCUGCUGUGGCAAUAUUGAAUAUUUAAAUUCAGUACCGUGAAAUUGAAAGUGAACUUCCUGGACCAGGAGCAGGAAAAAAAAGGAAUCUAAUAAGUGUGUGCUCGAAAUUCCAGUAGCCUCUUGGAUUUUCAUAAUUUUAACUUGCGGACAUUUGUGGGGGCGGACGUCGACACCGACUGAGCGUCAUUUGAGACUGGACGAGAACAGGACUAUGUAAAUGAAUGUCAAAUUUAUGUUAAUGUGAAAGCAAAGAUAACGACAACGGCAAAUCUGAACCCCAACUGGGCAUAAAGGAAAAGGCAGCUGUGAUUUCAAGAUGCUCGCCGAAAUCAGCCGUCGUACCUAAUUGAAUCCAACACUUCGAACCGCCCCCACCAACGCGUGGUGCGCACGACGCAAACCGAGCUCCGGCCAGGCAGCGGAAACUUCAAGACGGAACACCAUUUAUCUCCCCCGAAGUGUCCACAGCGAAGCGACCGUGCGGUGGGACAACGACGGCAGAUAAGUUGACAACAGAGCCAUGACAGUGUCAUCGUCACCUCGGUUCCCCAGGGCAACGGCGGCUGCUGCGUCGGUGGCGACGACGACGACGGCGCUGACAGCCGUUUGUCCCCCACGAUGGACGGGUCGACGUUGGCUUGCCGGCACGCUGCUGGUGCUGCUGAUUUGCAUACCGAGGCAGAUAAUUGGAUUCUGUCCGUCACUGUGUACCUGCGAGGCCGAUCGCAAUCUUCGGACAUCUUGUAUCAACGCGUCCCUCGAGGUCGUUCCGAUUCAGCUGAACCCGGACGUGCGACACAUCAAUCUCAGCUCCAACGCAAUUACCAAUGUGCACUUCACUCUCGGAUUCUACUAUCAGCUGGAGGUGCUGGACAUCUCCUACAACCGGCUCGAUACGCUGGGCUCGAAGAAUUUCGAAGCGCAGGAGAAGCUGCGGGUGCUCAAUUUGAGCGAAAACGUCCUCACCAAUCUGUCCAAGGACACCUUCCGGGGUCUCAAAAAGCUGGAAAUUCUCAAACUGAACGACAACCGGAUAGAGAAGAUUCAUCCAACGGCGUUUCACGGGUUGUUGAAUUUGCUGGAACUGGAUCUGAGCAAUAAUCAGAUAGUUAGCUUCGACGAGGAUGUGCUGAAGCCUCUGGCAACGCUCGAGAGGCUUUCCUUAGAGAAUAAUCAAAUACUAGAAGUGCCAUUCGAUACGAAUUUAGAAUAUCUGCGAUCAUUGAGGUUUUUGGACCUGUCGGUUAAUCUGAUUGAAUUGGUCGGCAAUGACAGUUUAGAGUCGUUGCGGGAGCUGAGAACACUGAAACUGGAUGGCAACGUGCUGACGGAACUAGACCAGGGUGCAUUCAACGGGUUGAGUGCACUGAAACAUUUGGAUCUGGCCGAUAACAAUUUGACGGUCGUCCCAACGAUACAGCUUUCGAAGCUCUACAAUCUAACCACUCUUUCGCUGAGUGGCAACUCAUUCAGCCACCUGCCAGCCGUAUCGUUUCUGAACCUGUUUCACCUGCGGGAACUGCAUUUGAACCGGCUGGAUCGACUCGAACGCAUUGACACUCGAGCCUUCGUAGACAACACGUACCUCCAGAUCCUCUCCCUAGAUGACAACCCUUCGUUCAGCGAUCUUCCGGUGCGUUUGUUCUACGGCAAUCCAAACCUGAUCGACAUCUCCGUGCGCCGGAACGCCCUGGUGUCGCUGGAUGCAGUCCAAUUUCCCCUGGACAGACUGCAGCGGCUGAAGCUGGCAGGUAACCCGUUGGUUUGCAACUGUUCCAUCCGAUGGCUGUGGCGUCUGGUGACCGGUACGGUCGAUGAGGAUGACAGCGACGGAGUUGGCGUUGUCGGCCGUAGUGGAGAUAGUUUGGUGAAUAUCACAACUGUUCUCAUGAUCGACAAGGAUGAAAUUGGUUGCGAUCAGAACGAAGAUGGGUUGGUAACAAGAAGGAUCUUGCGAAACAUGUCAGAGGGAGAUAUUAAUUGUCCCGCCCAUUUGAUAACGGUUAUCAGUGUGGUAGCGAGUAUUCUGCUAGUUCUACUGGUUGCAUUAGUUAUAGUCUACUACCGCAGGAAAUUUAGACAGCGAAAGAAAAUUCUUCAGGAAAGGAAAAAUAUUCAUGAGAGGAUAGUUCCUCAGAAAGUAGAUAAAUUAGAACUGGAACGGUAUCUGGCUCAGCAGGUGUUGGCUAACGAUUAUCGAGAGCUUAGACCUUGCGACACCAGCAACAGAUACGACACCAAGAGCUCGACACAACCCCUCCAAACCCCUGAUCCGGAAGAAUCCGAUCACUACGAGAACAUUGAUUACCUCCAGCAUCAGCGAGCUUUGAAUCAUCACAACCAUCCGUACCAUCAUAACCAACACGCUCACCCCUACCACCAACAAUCCCAAAACAUCCCCGCAAUGACGCUCCAACAUCCCAUUCAAUAUCCCCAGAAGUACCCCCCGUUGCAUCAAACUGCCAACAACACUCUUCCAGUGCCUCCACAACAACAGCGAAAUGCACAAAACCACUCCUACUCCCCAAACUUUUUCAUCUACGUGCUUUAUUCGCACUUCAUCUUCCUGUUGCUGAUAUUAUGAUGAAUUACAGCAAAUUUUCGGUCGGGAUCCUCCACUCCAAGCUCAAAACGCUAUGUAAAAACAUUUCUAGCAGGAAGUUUCGUUCGUUAGGCCAAACAAUGUUCAAGUUCUAUUGUUUUCACGAAUACGUACACAAACUAAAUGUUGACAGAAGAAUAAAACAAACACCAACGCUGCAUACAAUCAUUCUAACUCAUACAGAAAGAGAUCAUUUAUUUCAUAUAUAUAUUCAUCGCUAGCUAAAAAUAAACUUAAACGGUAAAAGACAAUUUAUUCAUUACGAUAUACAUGCAACAAGACAAGUGAAUGCAAACAAACAAGAAAGUAGCAAAAAAAAGAAGAGGAUAUAAUCUAUUUUGUACAGUCAUUUUUCAUAUUUAUAAGUCAAAACUUCAAUCAAAUUGUAUGUACAUUCAGAUGCAAUAAUAACUUAGUCUAGGGAAAACCAUUCGUUGCUACUAACUGAAGCUCGUUUUCUUUAUUUUGUUGGAUAUUCUACGUUUCCUAUACUUUGUUCUGCCAUACUAGCAUCGUAAGACUAUUAUUUCCCAAUUAAGCUAAGCAACCGUUAUCCGUACUUACAAACGACAGAAAACAUGGAAAGGAUUACGAAGGAAACACACCACACAACAGUCAUUUCAUUGAUAUAUUGAAACACUUUUGAUAAACUAUUCAUUGAAUAAAAAAAACUAAGGUAAUGGAGCAUAUUUCAUCAUGCUUUGAGUCAGAUUAGAAAUUCACAGUCAACAAUACGGUUUAUAUUUUCUGCUACAAAUUUACUACCGUAUUUAAAUUCUUCGGAAGCGAAAAAGACAAGACAGGCUGAAAGCAGAAUACAACAACAUUAGGAUUAGUUCAGAUAAAAUUUGAGAGAAAAAAAAACAAAACGAACGCAGUGUAACACGAAUAACUUCCCAUCUUUUGGGGAUGACGGGAGUGAAAUUUAACGAAGAAUUCUUGAUAAAACAAAAAACCAAUAACAGCAACAGCAACCACACAUACUCUGUUCUAAUAUAAGUUGUUAUAAGACUGAAGACUAUUGCGCAAAAUAAAGGACGGAAUAUUAAA